This is a messenger RNA of Formica exsecta, 3673 nucleotides long. Its product is annotated as protein O-mannosyl-transferase TMTC3-like. Gene Ontology annotation, biological process: protein O-linked glycosylation via mannose. Gene Ontology annotation, cellular component: endoplasmic reticulum. The transcript is spliced from 14 exons. Bases 947 to 3562 code for a protein of 871 amino acids. Lineage: Eukaryota; Metazoa; Arthropoda; Insecta; Hymenoptera; Formicidae. Gene Ontology annotation, molecular function: mannosyltransferase activity; protein binding. The record is from RefSeq and is a predicted model, not a curated record.
GUCCGUCGUUUGACAGCUCGAUCACGGUGGUGUGCGCGGUACGUGCGUACGCUCGUACCCGUUUGCGCCGCGUUUCCUCAUCUCCCACUGGCUGCGAUCUUCGAUCGUGGUGAGACCGGUGAGACGACGCGCUCUAGAAAGACGAGGCAGUAACGAGCGACAGUGAGAAGCUACGAAGAAGCCUCUCCCUAGGUCGCUGACGACGACUAUGUCGGCGACGCCGCGACGCGGCUACGCUUCGGCUCGCCGGCACUCGCGAUGGUGCAUAGUUGCGGCGCAACGGGAUCAGUUGUGAUGUGCCUAAAAGCGGACGCGAUUACGCGAUCGACGUGCGUAGAAAUGACAUUCGUGCGUCUCUCGUGGAGAGUUCUUAGUUAAUUAAGAGUCAGGAAGAUCGAUUUCUCGCAGAGCAAAAGAGGGAGAACGAAGGCAGGUAAAAGAGAACGAAAGAGGAGAACUAAGUUCUUCCUUCCGUUCCCGGAGUAAUUUGCGGAGAUCGCGCGAAAGAAACGAAAGGCAACCGGCCGAUCGAUGUGUUAUUUGUGAUGGGAGUGCCUGCACGGGGAGCACUCGCGGCGAUCGUGGCUGUAACCGCGCUCGCCGUGUAUCUCAACAGUCUCGGAUGCGGUUUCGUCUUCGACGAUAUCUCGGCGAUCAAGGACAACCGCGACCUCAGGCCCCACACGCCCCUCAAGAAUGUCUUCUACAACGACUUCUGGGGUACCCCGAUGCACAAGGAACAGUCGCACAAAUCUUAUAGACCACUUUGCGUUCUCACAUUUCGAUGGAAUUACCUGAUUCAUCAACUAGAUCCUAUGGGAUAUCACCUGCUAAAUGUUAUUCUACAUGUUGGAGUAUGUCUAUUAUACUUCAGAAUAAUCUUAUGUAAAGUUUGCAUUAAAGGCAAGAAAGAAUAUAUGCAAAAAUUGUUAACAGGACCUGUUUGAUGUUUCUACCAGAUGCAGCAAGUUUUGUGUCAUCUUUAUUUUUUGCUGUACAUCCUAUACACACAGAAGCAGUCACAGGUGUAGUUGGUAGGGCAGAAACUUUGUCCUCCUUAUUUUAUCUGGCAGCUUUAAUUACAUACACUAAAUGUUGCAAAAGCAAAAGAUCUACAGGAUGGAAAUCCUUGAUGUUAUCUAUGUUUUUUGUAUUUACUGCAAUGUUGUGCAAGGAACAGGGAAUUACGGCCACAGCAGUUUGUUUAUUGUAUGAAAUUUUUGUUGUACAAAAGGUUAGAGCAAGGGAUAUUUUCUUAGCACUAAAGUCAGCUUUUGGUGGUAAUAAAAUUUCACCUGCAUGGUCAGGCGAGGGUACAAAGCGUUUGACCGCCCUUACACUUGUUACAUUUAGCCUGCUUAUUCUACGGUUACAUAUAAUGGGCUCAAAGUUACCUGUAUUUACCAGAUUCGACAAUCCCGCAUCAGUUGCUGCGACACCAACAAGACAGCUUACAUAUAAUUAUCUUGCUGCAGUGAAUCUAAGACUGCUAUUUCUUCCAAGUGAUUUAUGCUGUGAUUGGACAAUGGGAACGAUACCAUUAGUAGAAAGCUUUCUCGAUGUUCGUAAUCUCGCAACUUUAGGUACUCAUGGAACUGUACUAGGAUUGCUUGUCACAGCUGUUGUAACACGUAGCAGACAAACGUCGGUUAUUCUCAUUAUGAGUUUAGCUAUGAUGAUACUCCCUUUUUUACCUGCAUUGAAUCUUUUCUUCCCGGUCGGAUUUGUAAUUGCUGAAAGAGUGUUGUACGCACCAUCCAUGGGGUUUUGCAUGCUUAUUGGAUAUGGAUGGAGCAUUUUAGCAGACAAGAAAUGCAAGAAAUUGGUGCUAUUUUUACUUAUAACGCUUCUGGCAGCGCAUACGACGAAAACAUUUGUUAGAAAUUACGAUUGGUUAGAUGAAUAUUCGAUAUUCAUGUCCGGCUUGAAAGUGAACGAAAGAAAUGCCAAAUUAUUUAAUAACGUAGGCCACGCAUUGGAAAGCCAAGGUCGUUUUAAAGAAGCAUUAAAUUUUUUUAAUAUGGCUGUACAAGUUCAAGGUGAUGAUAUCGGAGCACACAUUAAUGUUGGACGAACAUAUAAUCAUCUGAAAAUGUUCAAGGAAGCUGAAGACGCGUAUUUAAAAGCCAAGUCAUUAUUACCAAAAGCGAAACCGGGAGAAUCUUACCAAGCGCGUAUAGCACCAAAUCAUUUAAAUGUGUUUGUUAAUUUAGCCAACUUAAUAGCUAAAAAUGCUACUAGAUUAGAAGAGGCUGAUUUAUUAUACAGACAAGCGAUCAGUAUGCGCGCGGAUUAUACUCAAGCAUAUAUUAAUCGCGGUGAUGUUUUAAUUAAACUUAAUCGUACAAAGGAAGCUCAAGAAGUUUAUGAGCGAGCACUAUUUUACGACAGUAAUAAUCCUGAUAUCUAUUAUAAUCUUGGUGUUGUAUUUUUGGAACAAGGAAAAGCAUCCCAAGCUUUGGCAUACUUGGACAAAGCUUUAGAGUUUGAUCCAGAGCAUGAACAAGCAUUACUGAACUCUGCUAUAUUACUUCAAGAGUUGGGACGAGCAGAAUUACGUAAAGUAGCUAGAGAGAGACUUCUGAAGCUUUUACGGAAGGAUUCCAAUAACGAGCGUGUACAUUUCAAUUUGGGGAUGUUGGCCAUGGAUGAUCACGAUAGUGCUAGCGCGGAGCGUUGGUUCCGCAAUGCCGUUGCAUUGAAGGAAGACUUCCGUUCUGCGCUGUUCAAUCUCGCAUUACUAUUGGCAGAUGAGCAGCGUCCACUCGAAGCGGCACCGUUUCUGAAUCAAUUGGUCAGGUUUCAUCCGGAUCAUGUAAAAGGCCUAAUCCUUUUGGGAGACAUUUAUAUCAAUAACAUAAAGGAUUUAGAUGCUGCGGAAAAUUGUUAUCGCAGAAUAUUACAACUGGAUCCUACCAAUAUUCAAGGAUUGCAUAAUUUAUGCGUCGUGAUGGUGGAACGAGGUAAAUUGGGUUUAGCAGCGCAGUGUCUGGAACACGCAGCCGCUCUAGCACCACAUCAGGAUUACGUGCAGAGGCAUCUUUCGAUCGUGAGAACUCGUAUUAGUCGUCUACCACCGGAUCAGCGCGAUACCGACGUUUUCGAUGAUUCCUUUUGGAGCAGUAACGUGAAGGACAGACCCUUCAAUACCGUCGAGCCGUCAAACGGACAGUUUAUAGGAAAGACCGAGUCCGUUUUUGCGAAUCACGCGACAGUUCACAAUCACAUAGGAAGUAAGCAGAGCAAUACCGAUUCCCUGAAUAAUCACAUUAUACAUUUAAAGGGUCCAUCAAAACCUGCCCGAGCGAUGAGUGGUGCCAGUACGACGGAAACAAAAGAACAGAGUCCCAAACAAGCGACAGUCCCUGUAUUGAGUAAUAUCGUGGAACCUACCACGGACAGGGUUUUCGAUAGAGUUAUAAGCGCUGAUAUAACGAAGUUAGAUAUCACGCAGAAACACAGCUCGAAACAUACGACGUCCGACCAGUUCAAUCAGAGUGCCGCCGCAACGAUCAGCGGCAAGCAAGGAAUGAAGCAGACAAAGGACAGCGCGUUGUCAUAGUAUUAAUGUAAAAUCCGCCGAAUACUGUAAAGUUAUAUGCAUAUAACGAAAGAUGGUGGUACAGUCAUAUAGAGCUAAUGUGUGAAUAUAAAAUAAAUACAGAGUAUUGUU